CGGCGGGCGGCGCGGGGCCGUAGGGCAGCGGCACGCCGGGCCGGGAGCGGGGACGCCAUGGGCAGCCGCGGCGGCCCCCCGCGCCCCGCCGCGCCUCUGCUGCCAGCGCUGGUGCCGAUGCUGGCGUUGCUGGCGGCCGGGGCGGCGGAGGCGCGGGCCACCUCAGAGAGCCAGCUGCCCGGCGCCGCGGCCAUGGGCACCGGCACCCCGCCGAGCCCCAGCGGCACCACUUUCGAGGAGACGCGGCUCCACGUCUUCACCCUGGACUACCCCCACGUGCAAAUCCCCUUCGAGAUCACCCUCUGGAUCCUGCUGGCCUCCCUCGCCAAGAUCGGCUUUCAUCUCUAUCACAAGUUGCCCUCAAUAGUACCUGAAAGCUGUCUCCUCAUUCUGGUUGGACUGCUUCUUGGUGGGAUUAUUUUUGGAGCAGAGGAGAAGUCUCCACCUGUAAUGAGCAGUGAUGUUUUUUUCUUGUAUCUUCUACCACCCAUUGUACUUGAUGCUGGAUAUUUUAUGCCAACUCGCCUUUUCUUUGAGAACUUUGGUACCAUAUUCUGGUAUGCUGUGGUGGGCACCCUCUGGAAUGCCAUCGGCAUUGGAAUUUCACUUUAUGGGAUUUGCCAGAUCAGUGCAUUUGGUUUGACUGAUAUUACAUUGCUGCAGAAUUUGCUCUUUGGCAGCCUCAUUUCAGCUGUGGAUCCUGUGGCAGUGUUGGCCGUUUUUGAAAACAUCCAUGUAAAUGAGCAGCUUUACAUCCUGGUGUUUGGAGAGUCUUUGCUGAAUGAUGCUAUAACUGUGGUCCUGUACAAUUUGUUCAAGUCUUUCUGCCAGAUGCGCACAAUUAAGGUUAUUGACAUAUUCGCUGGGAUUGCUAACUUCUUUAUAGUGGGGAUCGGUGGAGUAUUGAUUGGAAUCCUUUUGGGAUUUGUAGCAGCCUUUACCACCCGUUUCACCCAUAAAAUCCGAGUGAUUGAGCCACUCUUUGUCUUCCUGUACAGUUACUUGUCAUACAUAACAGCUGAAAUGUUUCACCUCUCGGGCAUCAUGGCGAUUACAGCUUGUGCCAUGACCAUGAAUAAAUAUGUGGAGGAAAAUGUUUCUCAAAAAUCCUAUACGACGAUAAAGUAUUUCAUGAAGAUGCUGAGCAGUGUCAGUGAGACCUUAAUCUUCAUCUUCAUGGGAGUGUCUACAGUUGGGAAGAACCAUGAGUGGAACUGGGCCUUUGUUAGCUUCACCCUCCUUUUCUGUUUAAUCUGGAGGGCACUGGGUGUUUUUGUUCUGACUCAGAUCAUUAAUGUGUUCCGGACAAUUCCACUGACUUUUAAGGACCAAUUUAUUAUUGCCUAUGGAGGCCUCCGAGGAGCUAUUUGUUUUUCACUUGUGUUUCUGCUUCCUUCUGCUGUGUUUCCCAGGAAGAAAUUAUUCAUUACUGCUGUUAUUGUGGUGAUAUUUUUUACAGUUUUCAUUCAGGGAAUAACAAUUCGCCCACUGGUGGAGUUUCUUGAUGUCAAAAGGUCAAAUAAAAAGCAACCUGCUGUCAGUGAAGAAAUUUAUAAUAGGUUCUUUGACCAUGUGAAGACUGGAAUUGAAGAUGUCUGUGGACACUGGGGUCACAACUUUUGGAGAGAUAAGUUUAAAAAGUUUGACAAUAAAUACCUGCGAAGGCUUCUAAUCCGGGAGAACCAGCCCAAAUCCAGCAUUGUUUCUUUAUACAAGAAGCUGGAAAUCAAACAUGCCAUUGAGAUGGCCGAGAGCGGAAUGAUAAGCAAGGUGCCAUCAUCAGUGUCUCUCAGUGAAUAUCAUGAAGGAAAGAUAAAGCCACUUUCUCCCACUGAAAUGGAAAACAUGCGGGAAAUAUUAACAAAGAAUCUCUAUCAAAUACGACAUCGGACAAUGUCAUACAACCGACAUAGCCUGGCUGCAGAUGCCAAUGAGAAGCAGGCCAAAGAAAUUCUGAUCCGUCGCCGGCACAGCCUUAGGGAGAGCCUGAGGAAAACAAACAGCCUGUCAAGAGAAAGACCGGCUGCUGCAAAUACAAAAAGAUUCCUUUCACUUCCUAAAAACACUAAACUCCCAGAGAAACUACGAGUGAGAAAUAAAACAUCUUCCAGAGUAGGUGACAGCAGCGACUCUGAAAUGGAUGCCGCUACCACGGUGCUCAAUCUAAGACCCAGAGCAGGGAAAAUCUUGAGAGACCAGAGACUGAGACAGCAGAGGCCACCACCUGAGUUUAGGGUGGAGUGGAAGAAUGAAGUUGAUGGGAACCCGGAUGGACAAGGAGAGCAGCAGGAGCAAAGUGCCUUGCCUCAGCCAUCCGUUGGGUUCAGGCAGCCACUGUUGACGAGACCAAGAUUUGGCACUUUGAGCAGGGAAGAUCUGACUGCAGACCACGGAUCAGCAAGACCUGUGCCACCACCACGGUUAGUUAGGCAGCCGUCGCAAGGGGAAAGGCAGAGAAACAAGCCUGAGAACCAGCCGUACUGAACACUACAAAAAGAGAACUAUUGGUGGUAAGCAAUGGAUAUAUCGAGUUAGGAUUCUAAACUAUCUGAUCAGACUAUGGGAUCCAUUAAAGAAAACACCAAGACUCACUGUGGAUCUGACCACUAAGAGAAGUCAAUGCCGUUAACUAAGUGAAGGAAAUACUGGAGUUAUUGCAAAGCUGAUGAUAUGAAAAAAAACCAAAACCCAAUCUCUUUUAUAAAUAACUUAUGGCAAUGCUUUAAGUACAUUAUUUCCACUCUUAAGAUAGGAUGAAAUGUGCCUUAUCACAUCAUCUCUUGUGGAAGCAAGUCGUGCACGUUCAAUACCCAGUUAUCAUUGUUGAAAGUCUGGUGAUGAAUGGGUUCUCUAAAAAAUUUUGUAUCAUUUCAGAUUUUAUUUAUAAUCAAAUAAUACUUGUUUUAACCAAAGCUUUAAUAUGAGUAACACUGAAAAUUGCACAACGCACCUAUCAUAUAGACUUUGUAAGAAGAAUAAAUAUAUUCCUGAAGUCCAGUUUGUUUGAAAAGCUGUGAUGCAGAAACAAAGAGAAGGAAGACACUGUAGGAGCAGAAUUGCAAAUACAGUUUAUAGAAAGGAAUUGCCACUGAGACAAGACCUGAAUAGCUUGAAUUUUUACUUUCUGAACUUUUGGCAAUAAGUUACCUUUGAAAGGUACUGAGGAUCACCAAAGGAAAUCUGAAUUAGCUUGACUUUUGGAAAUGUCAACAAGAGCUGAGAGCACCCAGCAGGACAGCAGAAGAGAAAACUUAAAGUGGAUAAAUAAUUUUCUUAUUCAAAAUUGCUUUUUGCACCUUAGUUUCUUGGUUGCAGUGCAAACCCAGCAGUAGAAUACUUGCAGAGCGCUGCACGUAGACAAAGCGAGCAGUCUCCUGUUUGAGUCAGGGACCACUGAGACUCACAGAAAGCUGAUUCAUGCAUGCUUAUGACCCUGGUUAACUUGAUUUACUUUUUGUUUCUUUGUCUUUAAAAGAGGAAAGAUAAUCUUUUCUUUGUCUCAGCUAUGCACUUCAAGGAACAAAAAUGUUCCAUCUAAUUUCUUUGUACAGGAAAGUAGCACAGCGGUGCCCUGGAAUCAGUGGAAGUCACUGUGCACCUUAACAACAGCCAUAAAAACCACAGACGAUUUCAUACUUGUGUAAGUGGCUGCUGUUUGAGUGCAUAUGGGAAGGGAGGGUGCAUUAAAAUAAAUGAUACCCAACUGUAGCUCUCAGGAAUUUGCACUUUCUGUUGCACUUAACUGGUCUUAAGUUUUGAGCUUGCUUUAGCACAGAUACACAUUUCAGCACGAUGCAGAAAUCAUUUUUGUUCUUCUUGUUACAAGAUCGAUAACUUUAAUUGAAGAAUGUACACUGUGAAAUCAUGACUUUUCAUUUUCAUUAGCACAUUUCUAAAUCUGUGGGCAAUAAGAUGAUUUUUUUUUUUUUAAUUUAAGCUUGUUUUGAAAGAACCAUUAAAAAUAAGAAUUUCCUUUUAAAAUCACAGGGUAGACUUCUUUCAAGGGUUCAUGGGUGGGAUUGAUAAAUUAAUUUUAUAAAUGGGGAUUUAGGACUUUCCUUCUUCUAACAGCUUUUCCAAAAUCUUUAUUGCUUGUAUGUAUUUGAAAUGCCAAACCUUCCUAAACUCUUUUAUUGGCACAUGUCUUAGGGUUUUUUUCCUCUAUUCCAGCUAUGGAAGUUUCUGUUGUGUGUCAAAUACAAAUUUUAAGCUGCAGGUUUAAGCUGCAGAGGGAUUGACUAUGUGAACCCUAGAAAUCUCAGUCAAAUGUUCAUAGCUAUUCUCAACAAAUAAUUUUGUGGAGGGCAAGAUUUAGGUAUUCUUUAAUGAUCAUCUACUGUUUGGAAAUAAAACUGGGCUCAAAGCAAGUCAGAAAGCUUUUAAAACAAGAUUUAAUUUGUCUUUCAACAGGAAAAUAUGUUUCAUCAGUAAAAUUUUCAGUCACUGUCACUGCAUUAUUGGCAUUAUGUUUGAAUAAGAAAGAAGCUGCAAGCUUAGAUUUCAGUUUUGAAACCACAUCCUCUUUGCAGAUCAGACUGUUUAGGUGUAUUCUGUCAGGCCCUUCUGAAAUCUGACCAAAUAAAUAAAUAAACGUGAAAUGUUGCACAUUGACAUUUAGUUUACUCCCUGCAGAGUCUUUUCAUUCACCAGCUGGUAACGACCAGGCAAUUGACUCGUGUCUGGGGAAAGCUGCCUUUAUUUCAAAUGUUUGUUAUUUCUUUUGUGGCAGGAUUUUAAAUAAUGAAUGCAGGUUUCAGGAGCUGUACUACUGUGCUGGUUGCCCAAUAGUACAGUGCAUGUUCAGAUCACUGGUACGUAAAGUGGGUGUUGUCAUCAAAUGGGAAAUACUUUUUAUGAAAUACUGUCUUAAGUUCUUGGUGCUUCAAAGCGUGCUAUAGCGUGUUGUUACCUUUCCAAAGCACGUAGAGAUCCCCGAAAUACAAGCAUCAAGGCAGAUCUCCAGCAUGGUUACAUUGUGAAGCAGAAUCACAAAUCUCCUGGGACUAUCUCCUUGCAAGUGCUCUCUUCCUCACUUCUGCUCCUUUCACUCUUUCCUACUACUGCUAGGUCAGACCCUAGUUACCUCUGGGAACUGCUUUCCUUUCCUUUCCAGUAGCAAUGACAGCGGCAGGUGACACAGGCUGUGUCGCAGAUAGCCCUUCUCAUUCAACUUUUGCUCUGGUCUGGGUCACAAGUUUACAUUUUCCUAUCCCUUUCUUUUUCCUAGAAGUAAAAAAAAAAACAAGUGCACAUUUCGAUCUUUCUAAAAGACCGACAAACUUUAGCUUGCAAAGGAGACUUUGCUUUUAUUGUACUGAAGGGAAUUAUAGACUGAAGAAUGAAAGGCCCAAGAAAUCUGUGCUCGAGCACCAUCUGAUGGGCAAAGUCAUGUAUUGACUGGGGACAUGUUUUUGUUUUUCUUCGGGAAACCAGAUCACCAAUGACUGGGAAACUUGCCAAAUCCACAUACAAUUUUGUAUUUUUUUUCUUCCAGAUGGACCUCCCAGUACACUUCGUAGUACUGAUAUUUUACUGCCUUGGUCAGGAAGCACAAUUCCCAGUUGUCCAGUCAUAGGGACAGUAGGAAAAUAUAUAUGUUACAUUGUGAAUUAAGGUUUUCUGAGAUUUUUUUCCUCCUUCAGUUGAAGAGAUGACUACAAAUUGAAAGUAAAUAGGAUAAGAAAGUAGGUAUAGCUGCUUUAACAGGGGGGUUGGACUAGAUGAUCUUUAGAGGUCACUUCCAGUCCCUACCAUUCUGUGAUUCUGUGAUAGCAAGGGCCAGAGGAUAGAUAGACACUCAGUUGUCUCUUUUAAGCAGGUAUUUGAAAGAGUAAAAAAGAAUAAUUAGCCAUGAGAGCAAAAUUUUAAGGGCUAUCCUACUUGGUACUAAAGUAUAAUGCAAUCUCAACUGAAACCACAGGUGUUCAACAGAAGAAAACCAUGCUGCAUAACAAUUUGAGGCUUGAGAAUAUCCCUCUCCCCCGAAGCUACAUAGAGACACAAAUUUGGCCCAAAUAACAUCCCCGCUGUUAUGAAAAGUAUCUUGGGGUAUCUGGGAGCAAACACACUGCACCCUGUAUCUUUUUCAAGAGAUGCCAAGUCCACCCAUUCCAGACACCAGCAACAUUUUAAGGCUAACACUGCAAGAAAUGCUUCAGCUGGUCAUCUUUUCCAAAAUUGGAGGAAUGCUUCUUGUACUACAAAGGCUCUAAUGCUAUAAAAAUAUGCUUGUGAAUAUGCUUAAAACAUGGCAUCCACAAUGCACAGCCCCAGCCAGGCCAACAGUAGAUUGGAGGCUUAGGCCAGAAGACAUGAUGGAGGGGGUAUCAAGUCCAAGCAUGUGAAGGAGGAACUGCUUUAGGACACGAUAGAGAGAGGAUUCAUGGACUACCUGAUUCCGGUGCUAUUUAAAUCUGGGAGGCAUAGGAGGACCAACUGUUCUCUAUUUUUGUCCCUCAUUUUCACAAAUCAUGAGAAAACUGACACUUUCUAGAUAAACCUGCAACUGUGCUUGAGGACCAUGAGGAAGCAGUCUUACAACUUUCAAGUCAUUUUAUCUCCCUCUUGGCCUAUUUAUUAGAUGGACAGCUACAUGGGGAGUUACUUAAAAAUAAUACAAGGCAUGUCAGCCUAACUGUCCUCUUAACAGUUAAAAGGACCUUAGCAUGUGGGAGUUAAAAUUGAGGCUGAAAAUUGUCCAUCUUGGAUACUGUGCUGACACUUGAGAAUCACACCCAUCAGAAGAAUUCUUUUUGCAUCUGGUAGGUGGACCUUCUAAAAUGACAACACGAUGGGAGACUGGGUUAGCAUUGUUCCUCUCCCAAGUUGGCAAACCCUGAUGUGGUUGCUGCACGGUGCUUUGGAAGCCUUUUUAUCAGUGUAGCAGUAGCUACACUGGCUGCUGAGGUGACUCUUAGUGGUUCAUGAGCUGAAAUGUGCUCAGGUUGAAAUUUAUGAUUUGAGAGUUACAAGAGCACCCUGGUUGCCUCAGGAUUUGUUUCAAAAGCAAUGUUUUGCUACAAAAAGGAAAAGGCAUUUUAAAUAUCCCAGUAUAUUUCAUUUAUUUUUGAUAUCUAAGACCUCCUAUUUAUUACAAAUCUAACAGAAUGGAAAAACAGUCUCUAUCACAUAGCAUACAUCAAAAAGAAUUAUUUGAUGCUAAUUUAGGAUUUAGAACAACUAGACUUGGCUUAAUUUUUUCUUGUAAGCUAACACAGAAGUUGUUCAAGACUUCCCUUUAAAACAAGCUCUACCAACUCUUCCAUUUUUAUGAGAAGAAAUCUGAGCUCCACUAAAAAUCAUUUGAUUCUCAACGUUCAGUCUCCAGUAUCCUCCCUUACAAAAUUUACAAUCAGCUCUUUGUGAUUGAAUCUUCCAAAUUACAGAAAUAACAGGACAGUUGAGUCUUGGGUUUUCAGAUCCCAAAGUGGCAAGCUAUAAAGCAUCACUUAUCGUGGGGUAUUCCACAGCACCCAAAACCAAAUGGUGGCUGGCAGCACCUGAACAGAGGUUCUUAUCAGCUACAAUGUGAUGGUAUUAUGGAAUCACAGAAUCACAGAAUCACAGAACAGUAGGGUUUGGAGGGGAGCUCUAGAGAUCAUCCAGUCCAACUCCCCUGCUAAAGCAGGUCCACCUAUAUCAGGUCACAUGGGAAUGCAUCCAGGCGGGUUGGAAAACCUCCAGAGAAAGAGAUCCCACACUUUCCCUGGUCAGUCUGUGCCAGGGCUCCCUCACCCUCUCAGGAAAGAAGUUUCUCCUCAUGUUCAAGUGGAACAUUCUGUGUUCCAGCUUGUGCCUGUUACUCCUUGUCCUCUCAAGAAUGAUGUUCCAGUCCCUUCAUCAUCUUGGUGGCCCUGUGCUGGACUCUGUCCAGAAAUUCCCCAACGCUGUUGAGCUGGGAAGCCCAGAACUGAACACAGGACUCCAGAUGAGGCCUCACCAGGGCAGAGUACAGGGGGAGGAGAAUUCACUUCAGUCUUGUGGCCAUACUCUUCUUGAUGCACCCCAGGAUGCUAUUGGCCUUCUUGGCCACAAGGGCACACUGCUGACUCGUGUUUAGUUUGCUGUUGUCUCUCUCUGCAGAGCUGCUCUCCAGCAGGUCAACUCCUAGCCUAAACAGUGCUUAAAGUAAUGAGUCAAUCACUCAGCAAGCAACACUUGUCUUGCUUUGUUGCUGCAUUAUCUGCUCAAUAAUCAACCUCUUCUCAGAAAGUGAGAAUGAUACUGACCUCUAUGAUGGUUUCUGCAGUGAGUAAAUUCAGAGAAAAGAAAAUGGGACAAGAAACUGAAAAUCUGCAGAACUGGUAUGUUUAUAAAGGAUCUCUUCAAAUGUAUGCAGCAUGCACCAACAUGGACUAGAUCUUACACGGGCUUCAGCAAUUAGAAGCAAGAGAAUCAGUACCUACCAUAUGCUAGCAGCCAUUUUACAGAAAGAAAUUGCUAUAUUAUGUACACAGUCUCUUCAACGUUAGUGGAUCAUAAGUCAGAAAAGUAGUCACUGCCUACUUGAAAGUGAAAAUUUCAAAAGGUAAAAAGCAAAAAAGACCCAAACCCUGCCUAUAAGCCCAAGAAAACCAACUCAAAACUGAAGUAACAGCAAGCAAGAGGAAAAUCUUAAUUUGCAGUGGUUUGCAAGCAGAAACUUUUUUCUUUAGUCCAUAUUCAGCUCUCUGUUUUGUUACAGUCUUCAGAUACUGCAAUUGGAUUCAAAUACUGCUGAGGAAUUCAGUAAAGCCCACUAGACUGAAGCCAGAAAUAGCUGCAACUGCUCCUCUCAAUUUAAAAGGGAGAAUCACAUCUCCUCACCUCCAGAAAUGUCACUCUCAUCACUCUCUGAACUUGCAUGGGAUUGGCAACUAAGAGACAACACAGAAGACCCAAGCAUGGUCUCCAGGCACUACAGUAGCUUUAAGCACUCCACCUCGAAACUGCUAUGUUCUCUAUUUGCUUUUAUUUCUUCUUUUCCAUUCACUGUCAAGCCACCUCUUGGUUGAAUCCUUGGCUCCUGUACCUUUUAUGUGAAAAGGAGGCAGACUCAAAGGAUCAUUUUAAGGAAUAUCUUGAAGAAAAAAGCCCCACAAGCAUCUGUACUUCACAUUGACUUGAACACCUCUGUUUCAUGCUAUAAUUUUAUCAGAGGGGAAAAAAACACAGUGACAAAAUGGUAAAUGUGGAAUGUCACUUCAUUUUAUUUCUAUUCCUUAAAAUAUUAAAAAAUGAGGGUGACUUUUCUGAAACUGAGGCUUUACUAAGAAAUGUUUCUGCAGCACUUCAGAGAUCAUACAAUUGUACAAGUGAAAAAGCUUUUCCUUCUGUAACAUCAGUUGCAACAUAUUCCCUGGAAAGUUUAAACAAGAACAGUGAAGUUUUGAAGUUUUUAUAAGCAGAAAAGCAAUACUCAAGCAGCUGAGUAUGUCAGUAUAAGCUGAACUUUAUGAUGGUUACAGAGUUCAGCUUUAAUCAUUGCAACAACUUAGAAGAGUAAAUGUCAUCUGUUACCUCAUAUAACCAACGAGCACAGUAAAACCACCAAAUCAUUCUUAUAUAAAAAUUUGUGAGGGUUUUUUUCCUAGCUUUUUCUUUCACCCCUUGCUGUAGGUGGCAAAACAGAAGUCCCUUAGUUACAGAAGGUGGUUUUAGCUAAAAAAAAAAAAAAAACAAGAAAAUAGGCAAUUUAGGGCAAGAAUGUUUUGGGGCAUCUACCAUGCAAGACAAGAGGAGAUAAGACACUUGAAAAUGCCUCGAGUUCCUAAGGAGAAAGGAAACACAGAUUAUCACAAUAAGGAAACUCUGAGGGUAUGUACUGAAAUCAUAGCAGCAGAAGAUACACAUAUGUUAUUAUCAAUAUAUAAAAUGAAAACAACUUAGAAUUCUACAUGUAUUCCCACAGUGCUACUCCCACUGGAAUCACUGAGGUUUCAACAAGGAUUUCAAUGAUAGCAGGCACUGGAAAAGGUCAAAAAGGAAAAAAAAAAGCAGAAAAACACCAUCUAUGACCUCCUAAACCAGCAACACUAUUUGCAUGGAUGUAUUCAAGGAGAUAAUUAAAUUGGUUUAAUACAAAAAAUACCCAAACCCAAAAGUCCAACAAUUACACGUAGUUGACUGUGUACUUUCAUCAAGUAAUACUAGAAGAAGAACAUGGAAUGUUAUCAGUGCAAAAUACAUAUUUUUGUAUGUUUCAAAUGAAAUGCAACCAGUGGUGACUGGCACGUAAUAUAAGCUUUAACAGUAAAUAGCACAGGAGAGUGCUACAGCUCUCAGGAUAGCUCUGAGAGUAACCUCUUGUUAGUUAAGCAGUGCAGAAAAAUGAAGACUAAAAUACCAACAAAUAAACAGUUUUCUCUCUUGUCACUGAAGUGCCAUUUAUGCCUCCAGAGAUGAGAGAGUAUGCAUUAAUCCAGAUCCAUGGACUACUGUUAGUUGCUCCAACGCACCUUUAACAGCCAUUUAAAAGAAUUAAGAAGCAAAUUUAUUUUUCAAAUGAAGGUAGAAAACCCGCACAAGAAGUAUUAAUAAAUAAUUUAUUAUAAAGAUGCUCAGUAGAAGUUAUUACUGAACAGAAACCACCAGCUCAAGUUGGAAUGAAGCUUACAUUGAAUGACUCCCCCCUCAUUAUUCUAAAACUGUCCAUUUUAGGCCUUCUAAUACAUGAUGUUAGCACAUGCUCAAUUCUAUUACCUGGGGAAAAACAGGAAUCAGCAGGGGUCAGAUGGCUGCCCCUAGGUGCUUCAUCUCUGCACAGCAAGUUUUGCAGACAAAGUAUGCUUAACAAAAAUCACAGAAACUAAUCCCCUGCUAAUUAAGUUAUUGUCACAGAACACAAAUGGCAGCACACCACAGCAUACAGAAUUAAGACUAACGAGCUAUAUUGCAAAGUCUCCUUCUGAUUAAGUAACAAAGAUUCACUUCUGAUCAAACAAUAAGAAUCAAUUUUUGCCUUUUAACAAUCCCUCAAUCUAAAUACUGUUUCAAAUGUGAGCUACAAGCAGGGUUUGCAUACUUCAUGUCAUUUAUUUUUCCCCACCAAAAAAAGUUACAAAUCCAUAAAAAAUCCCAGCCGGUACUAUACAGCAACACCUGUCCUUCUCAGAAGAGUUCUAGUGGUACCACUUAGAAUAACAUUUCUCUAGAGUUAACAUCCCUGCAGCAGAAAUAUUUGUAUGUACUUGCCUCCAUGUAAAUGUGCUGUGUUCUCUGCAGACUCUGUUACUAUUGUACAUCAGGUGAAAGCAGCACCGGAGGUUGAUUCAUUUUGCCUCUCUUGUAAGAUGCACCUACGCGAUCCCAGUUGUCAGCUAUUGAUUUUUUAACUUAACAUCUCCCUGGCUACAGUAUUUCUGUUUGUUGGCAUUCAUGAUCAGAAUAGCUACUAAAGCUAGUGCAACCCCUAGGCUUGGAGGGCCACACGGACUGAACUCCUGAGCAAUUCCAGAAAGAAGCGGAGCAACUAUACGUCCCACUGAUGUCACGGAUUGUCCAACACCCAGGAGCGUACCGCUGGCCUCGUUCCCACCAAUGGUCAACUCGAGGUCAAUGAUACAAGUACGACCUAUGGUAGUUGAAAAGGCCAAGAACGUGGAAGACAAAAUGACCAUCCAUAUGCUCAGCGCUGAUGCGUACAGGAGAAUCAACGUGCAGGUGAAAGUGCUGGAGUGCAACAAAAUUCUGUAAGUGUUGUGCUGAUAGAGUCUCGUUAUUGGUCCAAGCAGACAACCAGCCAGGACUCCGAGUGCACUGCUAUAACUCAACAGGUAGCCAGUGAGCAAGGGUUUCACCCCAAAUCUCUCCUCCAAGGCCAGACUAAAAUUGCUGUAGUACAGCAGUAUGGCAACAGACAUCAGCAAUCGCACUAAAAAUAUAUCCCACAGGUCAGAGCAAGCAAUUUCUUUAAUCCUCUUCAGCACUGUUGCAGCUUGGAUCCACGGAGACUGGAAAAGACUGUCGUUUGCCACAGCUCCAUUAGCAGCUGAUUUCAAGCACAGGUCACCAUCUGCUUUUGCUGAGAAACUGCCUUUCUCUUUCUCGCCUUGUUGACGCUCCACAUUGCCAGUGUUUUCUUCGCUCCAGGGUAACAUCCAGACGAGACCUAUAUAGAUCAAGAAAUUAGUUGAUUUCAUUCCAUUGCAUUGACUUUACAUGGAAGACAUUGGUCUGACUGCAACAGUUUACUUAAAGAUCAAAAAGGACUCUAUCAACUCAGUGUAAAAUAUUACAAAGAUUAAGUCUCGUGUUAUUCACAGUAUCAGUUUGAUUUUAAAUGUGGUGAAAGCAAAGAAGGGCAACGCUGAGGUGACACACUCACAACACAUAAGCAAAUCUAAAGGCUAAAGCCAAAAUUCUGACUUCUAGUCUUUGUCUUUGGACACAUGAAAAAUUCCCAUUUCCAUGUCUGAACGUAAAGGUGAACCACACAAUAAAAAGGAGAAGCAUCUGGAGGUUGUUUCCAAAUUCCUGCCCUUCCAUACAGGUUAAAAUUCAAAGGGUGUGCUGAAUGGUAUAUAGCACAUGUCACAGAUGAUAAACACACCAUGAGUUCAAGGGAUUACAAACGACAGAAAACCACAAAAGUGAGGAAUGAAAGGAUCCAAGAUAUGAAAUACGACACACAACUCACCAGCGUUCAGAAGGAAGAUGGAGGCACAGAUGAAGGACGUUCGAUAGAAGCCAUCUUCCAGCUCUGUGAGGUAGCCUCCAACAACAGGUCCCAGAAUGAAGCCCACACCAGAGGCUGCGUUGAAGCGUCCCAUUACUAAAGGACGGUCUCUCUCAGAAACCAAGUCAGACAGCAGAGCCUUGGAGAUGGAGAGAGUGUGUUUGAAAAUACCUGCAACAUAAUAUAAACAAAGUAAUAAACAUCUAUUGCUCAGUCCAAAAGAUUUAAAAUGACAGAAGUUAUGUGAAAUAUCAAUGUUCAAAAUCUAUUUUUAAGAUUCCAUAAAACCACAAAUUCUUUAAUGUUAGAGUCAUGCAGCACAUUGGACAAUGACUAUCAUCACAGCUGUUUAAGGAUUUGGACCUAGGAAUCAAAAUUAUUGUUGAAGGGAUCCUCUUGCUGAAAAGGACAAGUAACCAAGUUGAGUGCUGAAGCACACUAGCAAUAGAAUAGUCACUAAAAUAGGAAAUUAUCGGUGGGUGAUGGUGGAGUAGGAAUGACUUGUCUGUUUACGAACAUAGCUCUGUACCAACUUUGCUGAGUAUGAAGAUUUCCAGGAUUCUAACACACCAAAAUAACACAGGAAACUGGAGAGUGACAAAAAAAGAACACAGAAAGGUAAGCAUAUUGUAGGUAUACUAAUAAUGCAAUCUUUUAUUUUCCCUCUGGCCAGGCUGGCUCAAUGAGCUGAGGCCAAUUGUAUGAGGUUCAACAAGGCCAGGCGUCGAGUCCUGCACUUGGGCCACAACAACCCACAGGUGGGGCAUGUGUGGCUGGAAAGCUGCCCAGAGGAAAAGGACCUAGGAGUGUUGACUGACAGCUGGCUGAACAUGAGCCAGCAGUGUGCCCAGGUGGCCAAGAAGGCCAAUGGCAUCCUGGACUGUAUCAGAAACAGAGGGACCAGCAGGAGCAGGGAAGUGAUUGUUUCCCUGUACUCAGCCCUGGUGAGGCCGCACCUUGAAUAUUGUGUCCAGUUCUGGGCCCCUCACGACAAGAAGGACAUUGAGGUGCUGAAGCGUGUCCAGGAAACAGACAAUGAAGCUGGUGAAGGGUCUGGAGAACAAGUAUUAUGAGGAGAGGCUGAGGGAGCUGGGGAUGUUUAGUUUGGAGGAGGCUGAGGAGAGACAAGAUUGCUCUGCACAACUACAUAAAAAGAGGUUGUAAUGAGGUGGAGGUCAAUCUUUUGUCCCAAGUAACGAGCAAUAGGACAAGAGGAAAACGCCUCAAGUUGCACCAGGGGAGGUUUAGAUUGGAGAUAUUUAAAAGACAUGAAGAUGAGGUACUGAGGGACAUAGUUUAGUGGUGGGCUUGGCAGUGUGAGGUUAAUGGUUGGACUUGAUCUUAAUUUUUUUUCUAACCAAAACAACUCUAUGCUUUGUUGAAAUUUUUCCGUCACUAAGGUUCAGCUGGUGCUGCUGGGUGAUAAUGCCAUGUAGUGUUCUGGUUUAGCAAGGAGCAGCUUUUGGCUUAGUAACAGGGGGAGCGGGUUGCAGUGAAGACCCGGUAAAGAGUUUGAGGACUCUCCCCCCGGCUCCUGGGUUCAGACCCACCUCCAGCCCGGCUGGGCCAAUCUGGCGCCUCUGCGAUCACUAUUUAGGGAUGGGAAUUUGAAAUGCGAGGCAGGAGGUGUAAGACUGAUACAAGAUGGAGGUGACCACGCGGACCCUUCAGCCAGAGAAGGAGGAAGGAAGGAGAAGCAAUAGACCAGAGACUCGCUCUGCAAGCCGUGGCGAGAAUGCAAGCUGUGCCCCUGCAACCUAUGGAGAUCCGUGGCAGGACCGAGAGUUACCAGCAGCUCCAUGUGAGUGAGCCCGGACGGGCGAGGGACUGUGUGGGGAGACGGCCAUGGCCCAGGCCGUGUUGGAGAGCCUGUGAGCUGCAGAGCAGCCCCACACGAGAGGCAGAGAGGAGCUGCAGCCUUUGGAAUAAGUGCGCGUCGGAGCAGCCCGUGCAGGGCUGCCAUGUGUGUGAGCUACCCCACGGACUUGCAGGGAGGACUGGUGUGGAGUUCACCUGUCCUGAGGAGGGACAAACGGCAGAAGCUAUUGGGAACAGACUAACUGAAACCCCCACUGCCUGCCCCUCGGAACCGUUCAGGGGGAGACAGGGUAAAAACACUGGGAUCAGGGCUCUGAGCCUGGGAAGAGGGGAGGCGUGGCAAGAAGGUGUUCUUAAAAAGGCUGGUUGGACUCUUCAUUGAUGUAUUACUCUGUGUUGUUUCAUUUUGGUUAUGUUUUGGGUUUUUGGGGGUAUGUUUUAGUUGA
This is a messenger RNA of Colius striatus (speckled mousebird), 14919 nucleotides long. RefSeq names its product solute carrier family 9 member A2 (gene SLC9A2). Lineage: Eukaryota; Metazoa; Chordata; Aves; Coliiformes; Coliidae. Gene Ontology annotation, molecular function: sodium:proton antiporter activity. The record is from RefSeq and is a predicted model, not a curated record. Gene Ontology annotation, cellular component: membrane. The transcript has 12 exons. Gene Ontology annotation, biological process: sodium ion transport; proton transmembrane transport; regulation of pH. Bases 58 to 2484 code for a protein of 808 amino acids.